GGGAUUCCUAAUGUUGCAUCGGAUCUCAUUCCAAUCCUUCGAUAUCCUUCUCCUAUAGGGGUACUCAACGUGCUGGGCAAACUGAUGAUGACGUCCUCUCCAACUCGGAUAGAGCAGGGCAACCACGCCGACGGUAGGCUCGAUGCGUUCUUCGCCUUUCGCGGCAUCGCAUGUAUCACAGCAAGCCUGCGUAUCUCCUGGCGCGUACGGCCAGUCCGGUAUAUGGGCGCUGACGACUCGACUCUUUCCUUUGCCUUGGUACUAGGGAUACACACAAAUCCCAGACGUAAUUUAGCCCGUCUAUUCUUCUGACGCUGUGGACUGUCAUUAGCGUUCAGGUAUACAUGCUUAUCGUUGGCACGACUAUGUACCUCGUUAGAUGCCAGCCCUUCUCGACGAGGAGGGCACCUACGGCUACCGCACGAGGUACCUAUACGCCGUACUUCAUGACUUACGGCUAUAAGUGUCUACAGCGAAAAUCACCCGUACAGCCGGCAAAGAACUCAGCGAUGGGCGGUGCCCUGGCAGUCGGUAUAUGGGCCGUUUUGUUUAUGAAGAUGCUCGAGUAUCAGGGAGCGGAUCCUUACAGUGGUCACCGCAUCUCUAGUCCCGCGAACCGGGACCUUUAGGGUUUGCUCAUGAACAACCAUUGGACCAUGCAAAUUUGCACAAGCAGCGACAAGAUUUCGUCGCUGGUAUAAGGGCAGCCGGUAUCAUAGCGCGUGCUGCCAGUAGGUACGCGAAGAAUAGGAGGGAUCAAGAGGGGAGAAGCAGGAGAAGAGAGGAGGUUACUAGUAGUUACUGCUAGUGUUAGCAGCUGCCAUCCACUCAUUGAUACG
This is a messenger RNA of Chaetomium strumarium, 839 nucleotides long. RefSeq lists its product as uncharacterized. The record is from RefSeq and is a predicted model, not a curated record. The transcript has 2 exons. Lineage: Eukaryota; Fungi; Ascomycota; Sordariomycetes; Sordariales; Chaetomiaceae. The coding region runs from base 345 to 629 and encodes 94 amino acids.